UUUGUCUUUUACCGGGCACUUUGUAUAGAUAUUUCUGUGCUUAAUUUGUGCUUCUGGUUGCUCUAUUUCUAUAUAUAGCUUUAUCUCAGACGCUUGCCUCUCUAGUAAAUCCUAAAACUUGAGCUUUUUCAUUUCUUUUGUUCACUUUCUGUUUCCGGGUCGGUAUUUCAUCACAAAAAGUGUGAGUCAUGGCAGCAUCGACAAGUGCAUCACUCUUUAAAUUGGCAACUCAGCCUUACUCCGCCACGAGGUUAAUUCCUGCAAAUCCAUCUGUCUCAAACUCUCUUGGCACUAAUUUUAUUGGCGCUUCAUUGCAAGUUAGCUCUUCUAAGAAGAAUAGAACAGUCAAGAUUAGUAGGAGAGUGACUGCUGCAGUUGUUGUUGCGCCAACGCCAUCAGAGGAAAUCACCGAGUAUGCACUUCCCUCUUGGGCUAUGUUUGAACUUGGGAGGGCUCCUGUGUACUGGAAAACCAUGAAUGGUCUUCCUCCAGCUUCUGGGGAGAAGCUAAAGCUUUUCUACAAUCCAGCUGCAAAAAAACUAAAUCCAAACAAAGAGUUUGGGAUUGGCUUCAAUGGAGGCUUUAAUCAGCCCAUUAUGUGUGGUGGUGAGCCAAGGGCAAUGCUCAAGAAAACUCGAGGCAAAGCUGAUCCUCCAAUAUAUACUAUCCAAAUAUGCGUUCCAAAGCAUGCUGUGAACUUGAUCUUCUCAUUCACAAAUGGAGUUGAAUGGGAUGGCCCUUACAGACUACAGUUUCAAGUUCCUAAAGGUUGGCAAAACAGACCAAUUGAAUUCUUUAAUGAGGGUCUGGCAGAAGAGCUUAGUAAAGAAGGAGCAUGUGACCGAGCAAUUUUUCCAGACACUAAUAUAGUUAUCGACCGAUGUGCUAUGAUCGGGAACUUGUCCAUUGAAGGAGGUGAUCGCUGCAAUCUUGAUCUAGUUCCAGGAUGCAUGGAUACUGCCUCACACUUGUACAACCCCCUUGCCAAUGUAGAUGAUGGAUCUUGCGCAAUUGACUUGGAGGAUUAGCAUUGCCUUCCAUUUGCCUCUAGUACAAUCAAAUUGUAAAAAGGGGAGCUUUACCCUUUCGUUAUAAUACUGUAACACCCUUUAACAUUUACAGCACAUAUAGGCAUGUCCAUAUAAAAGUACAAGGACAUAAUGUUCCUAAAAUUACUGCUCA
Messenger RNA from Ricinus communis (castor bean), 1182 nucleotides. Its product is annotated as protein POST-ILLUMINATION CHLOROPHYLL FLUORESCENCE INCREASE, chloroplastic. The coding region runs from base 189 to 1028 and encodes 279 amino acids. Gene Ontology annotation, biological process: chlororespiration. The record is from RefSeq and is a predicted model, not a curated record. Lineage: Eukaryota; Viridiplantae; Streptophyta; Magnoliopsida; Malpighiales; Euphorbiaceae. The transcript is spliced from 8 exons. Gene Ontology annotation, cellular component: thylakoid; chloroplast stroma.